This is a messenger RNA of Nyctereutes procyonoides (raccoon dog), 2008 nucleotides long. RefSeq names its product CD207 molecule (gene CD207). Gene Ontology annotation, molecular function: signaling receptor activity. The transcript is spliced from 5 exons. The record is from RefSeq and is a predicted model, not a curated record. The coding region runs from base 1202 to 2005 and encodes 267 amino acids. NCBI's taxonomy places the organism in Eukaryota, Metazoa, Chordata, Mammalia, Carnivora, Canidae.
CUUGGGGUUCACCGUCCCAGCUGGGGCCUUCUCCACAGCCAGCCAGCUCCCUCAACACCCCGACCCUCUCCUGCCUGCUGUCCAGGUGUCCCCCACCUCUGGCUUUUCCGUUGGUCUCACGUCUCCUCUUUCCAGGUGCAGUCACAGGGUCCCCUGUCCCCAGUGAGAUGAGGCGCCUCUCUCUCCCUCCCGGUUGUGGGGACAUUUUCCUGAUUGGGAUCAGCACCUGCAUGUUUGUGCUCAAGGAAAUGCUCUUUUGUACCCAGGAAACAUUCACCCAUUUCUUCAUCUCACGUGUCCGCCCAACCCCAGCUGUGCCCCUUUUAUUUGGAGCCUUGUGGGCAGCUGCUAACAGUGAGUGAAACGUUUCCUGGCCCCACCAAAGGACUUCUGCCUGCAUCCUCAGCCUCAGCUCACGAGGUGGAGAAUCUCCCAAUGAGCUGACCGAUGUCACCAGGACCCCCUCACGCUCUCUUCUUCCUUCUUCCCAUUCCUGCCGAGGUCCCAUCAAGGGAGACUUCCUGCUCAUUCACUGGACGUGUGGCUUCUCUCUCCUCUUCUGCUUUGCCAGCCCCUCAUGCUCUCUGCUCCCAGAGCCUGCUCCCUCCUACCAGGUCUCCAGAAAGCAGAGGGAGGGAACAUCUGUCUUAUCCCUUCAAGGCUUUGGGAUGUAUUUGGUCUCAGACCUGGAGCCUCUGAGCAGAGUUUCCUCUUGGGUUGUUGUUGGUCUCUCCUAUGUGGCACCCAAGCCCGUGACCUAGCAGAGUACGACGGUGGGUGGGACACGGGAAGGGAAGAAAUGGUUUCCUAAUUCCCUCUUUCCAUAUUCGCUGGAGAAGAAGCCACUUCCAGAUUGGAAGUCCACAUGGUUGGCCCCAUCGUGGCCACAAGGGGCCUGUGGGCAGAUGUGGGAAGGGUGCUGCCUUAGCUGACGCCCCUGCAGGGCCUCUGAAAGGAGAGAGCUGGGCUGCAAGAGAUGGAGCCCCCCGGGAUGCAACCAGGGGGCAUCUAGGGCACCCUCUGUGCCCUGAACAUGCAAAGAAAACUUAGGACUGGGUACUAAUUCCCACUUCUGCUCCCCCGGGAGGUCCUCCAACAGAGUCUUGUUUUAGUCGUCUCUGCAUUAUCUGCAUCUGCAAGAGUUCUCAGCCAGGGCCGGGCGCCCGUUUCAUGUGUGUUGACUUGAGCACAUUAUGAAUGAAUGCAGGAUCCCUGGUUUAUGCGCACAAUGUCAGACGUGAAGACCAAUGCCCAGUUGCUCAGAGGCCGCGUGGACAACAUCAGCGCUCUGGGUUCUGAGGUUAAGAGGAAUAGAGGCGACGUGGAGGCAACGCGCAUUCAGGUCCAGAUGGCGAAUGCCAGCCUGGAUCACGUGCGUUCUCAGGUCCGGAGGCUGGAAACCGGCGUGAAGGAAGCCAAUGCACAGAUCCAGGUGUUAGCAAGAAGAUGGGAGGAGGUCAAUGAUUUAAAUGCCCAAGUUCCAGAGUUAAAAAGAGAGUUGGACAAAGCCAGUUCUUUAAAUGCAAAGGUCCGGGGACUCCAAAGCAGUUUGGAGAAUAUCAGCAAGUUGCUCAAACAGCAAAAUGACAUUUUGCAGAUGGUUUCCCAAGGCUGGAAGUACUUCAAGGGGAACUUCUACUACUUUUCUCAAGUCUCAAAGACCUGGUACAGUGCCCAGCAGUUCUGUAUGUCCAGGGAUUCACAGCUGACCUCAGUGACCUCAGAGAGUGAACAGGAGUUCCUGUACAGGACGGCAGGUGGACUUUCCUACUGGAUCGGCCUGACCAAAGCUGGGAGCGAGGGGGACUGGUCCUGGGUAGAUGAUACCCCAUUUGACAAGGUCCAGAGUGCACGGUUCUGGAUUCCAGGUGAGCCCAACAAUUACAAGAACAAUGAACACUGUGCUGAUAUAAAGGUGUCCUCGCUUCAGUCAUGGAAUGACGUCUCCUGUGACAGCACGCUCUUCUUCAUCUGUAAACGGCCCUACAGCCCAUCAGAACCAUGACGG